AUGCGGCUUCGAGGUACUGUCAACGCGCCUCAACGUUUGAAAGACGAGGCCACCUACGAGGAAUGUCCGAGACAAUCGCUACGCAGAUCUAGGGAUCCACCACUGCAUCAAUACGUCGACUACAAUCCAAACCUACCUCCCGCUGCAUUUCCGACCCUGAACGAGCCACGAGUUCCUGGGAAGAGGGAUAAAAAAGCUUCCAGGCAGGGGAACACAAUACAGCGCCAAGAUGAGCCGAGACGUGAUCAUCACCCAGAUAGCAGGAUUCACAAUGGGCCCGACAGGAAAAACACGACAACAGGAGUGAACGUGAGAGCCAAACCCGAGAAAUUGCCGGAGGGCUGGGUUAUGGCCGAUGGAGACGAUCAUCCCAUCGCCGUGAGCUGGGUUGCGAGCAAUGGGGACUAUAAUCCCAUCUACACCAGGAAUAUGGACAUGAUGGCGAAUACAGACAGUAAUACGUCCUUUGCGUGCCGUGAUGUGGAGGAAAGCGACCACGAGAUGGAUAGUUCUCCUGAUGGAGGUAUGAAGGAAGCCAUCCCGAUUCAUGACCCUGAAUGGAGCGACCUCUCCCCCAGAAUCCAAGUCGAAAUCGCCGAUAGCCUCCUUCAGCAUUAUAAUUGGCCUACGGUCGUUCAUAUGCUUGGUUUAACGACAAAGCAAUGUGAGAAGACACAAGAGUAUAUGGCUCAACGCGAGAAGCAAUUGGGCUUGGAGGAUGUGCAACUACAGCGAAUGCGGGAGAAGCAGCUCAAAGCGCUUCUGAGGAUAGACAAUAGCGCAUUGAAACACGACAGGUCUCCACACAAGUUCGUGUUUCGUCGGGCCUCUCGACAAUACGGCCGCAGAUUAUCGGACGCCAUAAAAAUGGACUUCUUCUCGUGCUACCCCGGAGAGUUGAUGAAUGCCAGGCGGUUUCUUGAUAAGCGCAGGAUAGACAACGGUUACGCUGGGGAAUGGAGCGACGGUAUAGCUGAUUGGAAAGCAACCGAGGAGGAAAAGAAUCGUACCGUUUCUGAAACAGAGUCACCGUUAGUGAAUGCCUUUGCUUCAAUAGAUGGUUGUGCGGAUGGGGCAGUCCCUGAUUUUGAUCUGCCCGCGUCUAAACGACCACACCUCAACAUAACCAUAUAUCCUGGACCUGCAAAAGACAUAUUUGAGCGCCAGGGUGACCCGGAUCUUUCAAGACUUUGCAGUAUCACCCACCGUGACGCAUUGCUUCAUCCGUGUAUCAAGCCGCUAAAGGCAGUCACUUCACCUCUUCCUAUUAUCUAUCACCUUGUUGAUCCUAUGCCUCCGCAGCCAAGCACAGAAAAACUCGCGGAGUUAGUUGUGAGGGGAAAUCCGGUGCCUGUUUCUACGUGGCUAAGGGACAGACUGAACAAAAUUGGAUUAGAGGUAAAGCAGGGGGUCUCCAGAAGUCUUGAAGAUAAAACGUGGGAGGACGGGAGCGACGAUGACUGGCUAUCUGCGUUCCCUUUAAUGGAACCAGAGCCUAGGUCAUUCGAGAGCCACUCGCAACUGACGCCCCCGGGAAAAGUUAUCCUUGAAAGGAACCCAGACGACCUUCAGGCGAAUGAGCAAUUCUUGGAUUUCGAUGAUAUGAUAGAGAUUGAGGAGGAUGCCACUGGUGAUGAGGUUAUGGUUGACAGCUCAGAAGUCUCGCGUCCACCUUCCCCGUCGCCGUCAAGCCUGGGCUUUAGCGACAAUGUCCGGUCGGCGACUAGCUAUGUUGAGACUACGCCUGAGGCUGGAAAUUCUGAUUGUGAUGAACAGUCUGACGAGGAUGAGGAUGAGAUGGUGCUGGUGCCCACGCCUACACCCUCUCCAACGAAAGGACUUUUAAUGGGGAAUCGGUGA
This is a messenger RNA of Aspergillus glaucus CBS 516.65, 1860 nucleotides long. RefSeq lists its product as uncharacterized. Lineage: Eukaryota; Fungi; Ascomycota; Eurotiomycetes; Eurotiales; Aspergillaceae. The transcript is spliced from 2 exons. The record is from RefSeq and is a predicted model, not a curated record. Bases 1 to 1860 code for a protein of 619 amino acids.